AUGGCCAUCGCCGUGCUCGAUGCCCUCGACAAUGCUCGGACACAAUGGUACCAUAUUACGGCCAUAGUCAUAGCUGGGAUGGGCUUCUUCACAGACGCCUAUGAUCUUUUCUGCAUCUCGACCGUGUCGAAGCUUCUCGGUCGACUUUAUUACUUUGAUCCAGAUAGUACUAAGCCUGGAAAACUUCCGAACCGAAUUAACAAUGCUGUCGUCGGAGUUGCGUUGGUUGGAACACUAGUGGGGCAGCUUUUCUUUGGGUGGUUAGGUGACAAACUUGGAAGGAAGAAAGUUUAUGGUGUUACCCUUAUUCUUAUGGCCUUCUGUGCAAUUUGCUCAGGGCUUUCUUUUGGGUCAACAUCAAAAUCAGUGAUAGGUACACUUUGUUUCUUUAGAUUUUGGCUUGGAUUUGGCAUUGGUGGUGACUAUCCACUUUCAGCCACCAUCAUGUCUGAAUAUGCUAACAAAAAGACUCGAGGGGCUUUCAUUGCAGCUGUAUUUGCCAUGCAGGGAGUGGGGCUAAUAUUUGCAGGGCUAGUAUCAAUGAUCCUAUCAAAAAUCUUCCUCUCCCUCCAUGAAGCUCCUUCCUACAAAAGCAACCCUGUAUUUUCAACACAACCUCAAGGAGAUUUCCUAUGGAGAAUUGUCCUAAUGCUUGGUGCUUUACCAGCCAUUUUGACAUAUUAUUGGAGAAUGAAAAUGCCUGAAACAGGACGUUACACUGCCUUAAUUGAAGGCAAUGCCAAGCAAGCUGCUGCAGACAUGGGAAAAGUUUUAGAGAUUUCAAUUCAAGCUGAGCAAGACAAACUUUCCAAUUUCAAAGCAGCCAAUGAAUAUGGUUUGUUGUCUAAAGAAUUCUUUCAACGUCAUGGACUUCAUUUGAUUGGAACUACCACUACUUGGUUCUUGUUGGACAUUGCAUUUUAUAGCAAUAACCUUACUCAAAAAGACAUAUUCCCAGCUAUGAAUUUGACAAAGAAACCUGAGGAAAUUAGUGCAUUGGAAGAAGUUUAUGAAACUUCUAAGGCUAUGUUUCUUGUUGCAUUACUUGGAACUUUCCCUGGAUAUUGGUUCACUGUGUUUCUUAUUGAGAAGCUUGGAAGGUUCAAAAUCCAAUUGAUUGGAUUCUUCAUGAUGUCGGUUUUCAUGGCUGUCCUCGGCGUUCGUUACAGCUAUAUGAAGAAUCAUCCUGCAGAGUUCGCCGUGCUUUAUGGCUUGACCUUCUUCUUUGCCAACUUUGGCCCUAAUAGCACCACUUUUGUCCUUCCCGCCGAGCUCUUCCCAACUAGGGUUCGGUCGACAUGUCAUGCGCUAAGUGCAGCAUCAGGUAAGGCUGGUGCGAUUGUUGGAGCUUUUGGGGUGCAAAACUAUACCUUAGAUGGAAACCCUAGCAAGAUUCAAAAGGCUAUGAUUUUCUUGGCCUUCACUAACAUGCUAGGGUUUGUGUUUACAUUCUUGGUGACGGAGACUAAAGGGCGGUCGCUGGAGGAGAUCUCCGGCGAGGACGGGGGAGUAGGCGCGGGUGAAAAUGAAACUCAAAUGCCAGUGAGAUCAAUGGGAAAGCCAGGAGGUCAAAUGGAAGAAUAA
Benincasa hispida (wax gourd) is the source of this 1584-nucleotide messenger RNA. RefSeq names its product low affinity inorganic phosphate transporter 4-like. The record is from RefSeq and is a predicted model, not a curated record. Gene Ontology annotation, biological process: phosphate ion transport; transmembrane transport. Gene Ontology annotation, cellular component: membrane. NCBI's taxonomy places the organism in Eukaryota, Viridiplantae, Streptophyta, Magnoliopsida, Cucurbitales, Cucurbitaceae. Gene Ontology annotation, molecular function: phosphate transmembrane transporter activity.